AGUCGUUUCUGGCCGGCACUCGGUAAACAAAAGCAUGUGACGGCGUGAGGCGUCGAUGCGCGUUGGCAGUUCGCUUAUAUUUUAGGUUUCCUUAGUUAUUUCGCAGUAUACUUUGCAAUAAUGAUCAAAGCAAUCUUAAUAUUUAACCAAUAUGGAAAGAUCAGGUUGACAAAAUUCUACGAACAUUUCCAUGAAGAGGAGCAACAGCACAUUAUACGCGAGGUUUUUCAACUUGUUUCCAGGCGAGCAGACGACGUUUGCAACUUCCUUGAAGGUGGAGACUUCCCUCUGGACUUGCACAUUGAUAGAAAGUCUCGUCAAAAAUUCUGACUACAAGAUUAUCUACCGUCGCUACGCCACUCUGUUCAUAGUAUUCUGUGCUGACUCCAGUGAGAGUGAGCUGGGCAUCUUGGAUUUGAUUCAGGUCCUGGUAGAGCUGCUCGAUAAGGCCUUUGAAAACGUCUGCGAGCUUGACCUCGUGUUUCAUGUGGACCAGGUGCACUACAUCUUGAACGAGCUUGUGAUGGGAGGUAUGGUGGUCGACACCAACAUGACUGAACUCAUGACUCGUGUCACGGAUCAGGCAACCAUUGAGAAGCAGGAAGGUGGUAUCGCUAAAAACACUGUCAAGGCCAUCACAGCUGUCAAGAAUGUCAACCUGUCACGGCACAUCAAGGACAUGAAGCUUCCCGAUUUUGCAACUCUUAGUCAUGUAAAGCUUUAACGGUCCCUGGCAUGCGGUGCAUGUGUUUUGCAUGCCAGCAUUAUGCCAAUGCAUGUGUUUGUGUUUGCAUGCCGACGUUACGCCGAUUUUCUUACACCUUCCAGCUUUUUUAUUGGUAAAAUUGUGUACUCGUAGAUAAUGUGUCCAGCUUUGGUGGGUGGUGUUAUUGUCGGUACUUAAUACUAUUGGUCAUUGUAUAAGUGAUGAAACUUGCUACUUUGCCAUGGGGCACAAGUGCUAAAAUUUGUGAGAUUUCUUUUGUCUAGUUGCUUGACUAAGUACUCAGGCCUUCUAGCGCUGUUUUUUAGCAAGUAGUUCUCACUGUAUUGAAUGAACGCCAGCAACCAUAAGCUUUGGCUAGAAACUUUUACUACUACUUCAACAAAACAUGUUGACUUUCGCAGAUACACCGCUUUAACAACUACAAGAGCUGUGCCUGCACUUCUUGCCCUUCUGAUGUAAGAAGAAGCUGCUAAUGCUCUCUGUUACCGUGAAAAAAUUGUGAAAUACUGUUUGCAGCAUUUCCAGGCAGUCAAAAGUGCAAAUGCUUCUCCUAACUCACCUCGUACUUGCCAACGGGCCUUGUCUUGAGACUAUUUCUUGAUUCCAGUGAGUGCAGAACACUGCUUCCCUUCAGAUAAAGUAGAUACUGCAGCCAAUUUUCUUCAUAUAUUUUAUUUAAUUACCAUAAGGGUUCAGGUGAGCACUUCAUAGAGGAGUUAAAAUACACUACAGAAUAAUUCUCAUGUGUAAAUGUGUAGACUUUGAACAGUGUGAGCAUUUCAAGUGCGAGGGGCAUUCUGAAAGUAAUUUUAGUAAUUUAUUUUCACACAGAAACUUUAUUACCAAAAAAAAUACACUAUGGCAUCAUGAACUACACACCCUGCACUCUUUUUCCACAUAGUCACAACCGACAUUGAGACAUUUGUCGUAGUGUGCAAUCAGUUUGAAGAAACCACUCUGGUAAAACUCCGUGCCCUGUGAUUCAAGGAAUUGUCACACAGCCUGCUCCGCCUCAGCAUUGUUUAAGAAAUGACGUCGCCAGAGCGCGGCUUUCAAUGCAGGGAACAGGUGCUCAUUUAUACCCAAUAACAGCAUGCACUUCCAUUGGUGAACACGUUGUCAGUGCACAUCUGUCUGCCAUCGCAAUUUGUACUCGAAUACCCUCGGGCUCCUGCUGCUACUCUCUCUUCUUUGGUGCUCUGGGCAUGCCUCAAUUUUCCUCCACUGACCCUCCUUCAGUCACCAGCAACAGGCGUGGAUUCUUAUGGCGAUUGCUUGUUUCACCUGGUGUACGGCCUUCUCUUUAAAAAAAAAAAUGAUGAAACUUAUUUUCGGAACAUUCCUCGUAGUACUGGGUAAAGUAAAAAUAGAAGUGUGACACAAGCACAAAAAUGUCAACACAGAACUUGGAGCAAGAGUGUUGAUAGAGGUAAUCGAAAGGCAGAUCAACGUGCUGGCACUGGCGCAUUAUCUAGAGACUGUAAAUCAAGUUGCAGAGCAGUUUGUGCACUUCUGCAUCCCCACACAGCGCAGGGCUUGGCUUACAGCUGUAAAAGGUUAAUCUGACAAGUUAUACAAUCGACUCUUGUUACAGCGGAUCCUUAUAAACCGACAGAAAGCGUCCAUUUUAUCCGAAGUCCAUAAUAUCCGAAGCGUCUCACUUCCGAAACUUUGGUCUCGAUUGCAACAUUAUUGCAAAGAGUGAGUGAGAAACGAUCGCCCGAAGGGCAAAGCCUUGAUUGCGAUAGCAAAUUAUAGUAGGCCGCUAUGCGAAGUAAGUAUAGUAGUUUUAUUGGCCGUAUAAGGCAUAAGAAUAAGCUUACAAACUAAAUUAACAAGCACGGUGUCAUGCGCGCACAGGUAAACACGAAUACAUCUCGCCCAAUGACUGUGAAAAGUUGUUGUCAACACGGAGUGAGGAAGCGUGGCUGCAGCAGUGAGCGAAUUUACCUUUGUGCUGUCUCUCGCUUCAAUGCGAACUAAACGUCGAAAGCGCAGAGCAUAUAGAGCUACCAGCAAUGGGGGCACUUGGUCCACAUUGCAGAUCGCUUUCAAGAUACAGUGCCUGCGCGACCGAGCCGUAAGCAGCAGCCACCGGAGUAGAAGCCCCCCUCCCCGUGCCUCGCACGCAUGAAAUGAGACUGCGCACUUCUGCCCCGCCUUUCUUCCUCAGGCACGUAAUAUUGAGCCACGAUGGUCAGCUGACCCUCGCAAAUCAGUUGUCAGCCCAUGUCGACAGGGCAAAAGUAUGUUUCAUACUCCUGAUUUUGAAAAAAAAUUGCCGCUAAUUUCAUCUAAUUUAGCCGAUAGUCCAUUGUAGCACAGUCCUUUAAAAGUGAACUUCAUUGCAUUAAUAAAAUAAGUAGAACAAACUAAAGCUGAAAUAUUGUCCGUUAUAUCUGAAAGUCUAUUGGGAAUUGGUCCGUUUUAACGAGUGUAGACUGUAUAUUUAUUCACGCCCUCAGUCCAUGUCCUCGGUACACAUCUUGGCGCAGAGUAGCAGGCUGGAGGAGUCAACCUCAGGUUGACCUUUCUGCUAUAUUUUUAACAAGCUUCUCUCUGUCCAAGAGUACCUGGUUACAGAAUCUUGGCGCAGUAAUUGCAACAUAACAUGUUAAUGAGUAUCAACCACAUCACCUGAUUGCAGCGCGCCUCUUUAUAGUCAAGGUAGAGUGUUGAGCAUAGGAAUCAGGAUAAAGGACUAAGUGACAUCAGGGAUGCGUUGAAUGUAAACUUCCGCAUAAUGGGGUUAUGUUUUUUUCCUAUGACUCCUCUAAUAGUAGGAUGAUCGAUGGCGGUAACCAAUAGUUCUUGAUUACCGUCCAAAGUUUGCAAACUGUGCCUUGGGAGUGCUGGGUAAAGACAACCUCUUUCCAUUGCCUGGCUUACUCGCCUGCGAAGUUUUCCCCAAGGGUUGCCACAUGGCCAGCAACUACCCUGAGACAUGGUAUAGCCUCCAAGAUUGGCACCCACCAUUUGACUAACUCGUAUCUGUUCACUCUCACGAGGUGUUGCUGCAGCCAUGGCAGAUUUUGGGUAGAAUGUCUCAAUGUGCUUUCUUACCCCUGUACUUUAUUCGGGCGUUUUUUCUACUGUGUUGUGGUAGCAUGUGCAACACAUUUUAACGAGCGUGCAUAGCAGGCUAUAGAAAAGGACCAUGUGUACUGCCUGUAUCUUAACCUGAUGACACUAACCUAGAAGCUAAAAAUUGAAAAGAAUUUCUUUUAGUACAUUAGUUCAUGUUAGCCAAAGAUAGGAACCUGCCAUGGUGGCUUAAUGGCUGUGGCAUUGUCCUGCUAAGCAGGAGGGUGGGGGAACAAAUCCUGGCCGUGGUGGCCUCAUUUUGAUGGGGGCAAAAUGCAAAAAUGCCUUUGUACCAUGCAUAGGGUGCACGUUAAAGAGCUCCAAGUGGUGAAAAUUCUCUGCUAUGGUGUGCCUCCCCCACUAUGGUUUGCCUCAUGAUCAGAUCGUGGUUUGCGCACGUAGAACCGCAGAAUUUAAUUUACCGGAGAGAGUUGAGAAUGUACUGGGAUAUAAGUGCUACUACUAGGGUCAAGGCCAAAGUGAUCUCGGGACAUUGCAAUUUUCAUUUUAACUUUGCUCUGUUUGUACUGAUAGUAUAUUACUUGAUUUCAUAUGUCUUGUUUGUUUUCUUUUUCAUACAUGUCAUAACAAAUUCCACAGGCAUGAGAUUCUUUAUUGACAAGUUGUUUGUGGAAGACUACAUACUCAUCUUGGAGCUGGUUGGCAUGUUAUUGAAGUGCAAAUUAGCUACACAUUGAAGUAUACAGACACAACAGCGCCUAACGGCCACUCCUGUCAAAAUCAUGUCUUGGCAGCAACGUGUGGGAAGCAUGAACCAAACCUUUUGUUCAGGUAACUACCCCACCUAUCAGGAAAGUUUCUUUUACCGGCAUGCUCAUAUUUUUACUCCUGCUUGAUAUCACGGUUUUCUCGGAAAACAUUCUUGGAAUGCUCAAAUUACAUACUAGAUGGAUGGGCUAUGCGGAGUGAAUUAAUUAUGAUGGCAGUUCAUGCUCAAGAUACGAUUGCCCUAGGCUAGCGGUCUGACAUAACGCAGCACCAACAUUCUGAGCAGUUUACCUCACAAGACCCAAAUGCAAUAUAUCAUAUCUUUUUCUCACAUGAACUUGAAAGAGCUCCAUGCACUUUUUCUUAGUGGGGGGCACGUCCGACCUAGCAAGGACAUGAGCUCACAGCAAACAUUAGGAUUUUGCAGCAUAUAUUUGUGUACUUGUUGAUGAUGCCAGUGAUUAUCAACAGACAGUGCAGAUAAUGCCAGAUAUCCGCUUGCAUGUUGCUGUUAAGAUAUGAGCUGUGUACUUGCGGUGACUUGAGCUGCAUUACUUCAUAGUAUUUUCACAUGUUGUUCAAGCAUAAUGUUGUCCUCCAUUUGGGCGUUGCCAUAUGCUGGGCUUUUUGUUGUUGACAUGUAAAGACCAAGCAAGUUGGCACUUGAACAAAAGAGAAGCAUACACUCUUAAACAUUGUGCACACUUUAGAAUGUAAUUUUAUCGUAGGCAAACAUUAUCAGUUGUACGCAGUUCUGUGCUUGAGCACAAACAUGAAUCAUAACGGGAAAAUGCCCUGCUUGCAGUGCUAAAUGAGAGAGCAACUUGCAUGAUUGAGGACAAUUUUUUAGUUGAGUUUCAAUAUAAUGAACAUGGAUAUAACAUAUUAUUGAAUAUAAUGCAGUAAAUAAUCUUUACAGAAAUGCUUAUAACGAAUAUCAGAUAUAACAGAGAUAUUUUUGUCAGAAGCGACUUCGUUAUAAUGAGGUCCAGCUCUAUUGCAGAAUUGUGCCCUCAAUCGUCUGCAGUUAAAAAAUGCAUAUGAGCACAUAAGAAGUUUAUGCUGUUGAUAUAGCUGAUGCUGAAUGAAUGUUUCAUCAGUUUGGUUGUCUUCAUCAGACACUGUCAGCGCACAAGGUCUACAUAUAGAAAUGAUUGGUCAGCAGGCCACACAAUACAAAGUGUGAAGAAAAUAUUUUAUUGUGUGCAAUUGUAACUCUGCUUGAUUACUUUUAUACUUACCACCAUGACGUACGUAUCUGGAGUGUUCUAAUGUUCCUGUGCCAAAGAGCAUACUAAGUCACAAAAUACUGUGGUGCCUGUGUUGUCAACAUGUUAGUACCUGCUAAUAAUAGUUUUACUUAUUCAGAAUACUCUUUGCAUACUUAGCUCAAUAACCGCGUUAAGGAAAGAGGUUUACUUGUUUUUCGCAAUUGUAUGGAAGAUGUAUUUUUGAAGUGCUGUUUAUUUACACUUCUUGAUAUUCUAAAUAAAGUGAUCCUUUUCUAUUAACAAA
Dermacentor andersoni is the source of this 6055-nucleotide messenger RNA. Its product is annotated as AP-3 complex subunit sigma-2-like. Gene Ontology annotation, cellular component: AP-3 adaptor complex. Gene Ontology annotation, biological process: Golgi to vacuole transport; protein transport. NCBI's taxonomy places the organism in Eukaryota, Metazoa, Arthropoda, Arachnida, Ixodida, Ixodidae. The record is from RefSeq and is a predicted model, not a curated record.